AUGAAGCAGAUAAUCUUCGCGACGUAUCUCGUCCUAGCAGGUCUGGCUAGUGCCCAGAAUGGGUCGAGCAACGCCUGCAAUGUGACGACGCAGUACUUGGCUGAUCCGCCAUACGAUAACUACUUCUAUUCGGACUGUAAUGUUGACGCACAGGUUGUAGUGACGAGUCCAUUGUCUUCGUCCAAUCUUUCAAUAAUUGGACCUAGAGUUGUUGUGGCCUGGCCAGCAGGAAACAGUGGCAUAGCGGUCUUCUUUGCUCCCCAAAACGGACCCAACGGAACGCUCGCUAUUGAGCUUGUCAAUUCCACUAUUGGAGAACCUCUAUCAGUCUACACGAAUACCGACAGCAACAAUGACUUUCCGUACGUGGGCGUGCAAGGAGUUUUAUCCUUUAACUCAUCGGCGAUGUUGACAGUGGCCAUUCUGGGCAGUGUCAGGACAAUUCGUGAUUUCACAGAAGGUCCAAGUCUAUUACGACCCGCGAUACAGGAUGCCAUCAAUGUCACACAAUACAAUAAUAGCGGCGCUUCCUAUGGGAGAAUGUGGUUAGAUAACACGACUGAGUCGUACUUCAAUCUAGUACCGUUCGAGAACGACAAUGGCACUAUUGCGAUGAAUGCCCAGGAUCGAACUGUUAGCUUUGGCGCGGGCUUCUACCACUUCGAAGCAUAUUUCAAUUAUCCUCAACUACAGCAGUUGACGUCCCAGGAGGUAUUGAACAAUGCUUCGCAAGGACUCAUCGAGCAGCAACCUUCACAGACUACGUCACUAUCAUUCUUGUCGUACUCAGAGAAACUGUUAGCUGGAGCAUGGCGCUUCUUGACAUAUUUCGGUCGAGAUAGCAUGAUCUCGGCAUUGUUGCUUGAGCCAGUUUUGAGCACUGGCAAUGCAUCAGCCAUGGAAGCUGUCAUUGGUGCUGUACUUGAGAGGAUUAAUCGGACCGACGGCUCAGUUUGCCAUGAAGAGACGAUCGGAGAUUAUGCCACCUACCUCAAUAUGCAGAACAAUAUUACAGGCGACAACGCGACAGCUGCGAUAUUCACUUAUCCUAUGAUUGACACUGAUUACUUCUUGCCCAUCCUGAUGGACGUAUACUUUUCCCGAUACCCUGAUCGCAUCGAUCCUCUGCUAUCGACCGAAGCCGGAUUGAUCGACACAACCAACGAGAACCUGACAUAUGCUGAGCUUGCGCUUUUCAAUGCUCAAAAGAUUGUCAACAUCACUACACCCUUCGUCGACAACCAAACGGUGGAGAACUUGAUACAUCUCAAGCCCAGCGAGGUGGUCGGACAAUGGCGUGACUCGACGUAUGGCCUUGGUAAUGGUCGCAUCCCAUUCGACGUGAAUUGUGCGCUGGUGCCGGCUGCGCUCCGAGCUAUUUCGCGACUCUCCCAACUGGGUGGUAUCUAUCCAAACACAUCAUCAGGAACAUCCGUGUUGACCAACUACAGCAACUGGGCUAGCUUUGCUCAGGAAAGCGCUAUAACAUGGGAGGAGAACACUUUGUCUUUCUUUGAGCUUAACUUGACCGUGUCGGAAGCCUCGUCCAGGGUGAAUAACUUCGUUAAUACUGCCACGUUCUACGAUGGCCCAACAAAUAAUGCCAGCCUGAGCACCAAUAGCAACGAUGCUAAUGGAACGAUUACCUUCUACGCAAUAGCUCUCAACGGUUCCAUGUCAGCUCUCGAGGAUGAUGACCUUGAUACCUACUCGGAACCAAUCCCCAUCAUGCAUACCGAUACCGCAUUUCACCUGUUCCUGCUCAACUCCACCAACACUUCCAGCACUGCAUAUGCUCGCGAGCACACUCGUUUCCUCAACAGUACCGCAAACACUAUCCUACGCGCCUUUCCUGCAGGUCUUGUCACACCAUCUGGUAUGGUAGUAGCCAAUCCAGCUCUGUCAAACUCCGACGUCCUGAUUGCUAACUUCACAAACUCCGCUUACCACGGCACGGUAAUUUGGAGCUGGCAAUUGGCUCUCAUGGCGGAAGGUCUGCAUCGGCAAUUGGCAGUAUGCAAUUCGUCGUCGAGCUUCACUCCUGCAUACUGCGAGGAUGCCUACGUGUACAACGCAACGAGGGCGGCCUACAAUGUUCUAUGGGACAACAUUGAGCAGAAUGAGGCACAACUGCAGAGUGAGGUAUGGAGCUGGACGUAUGAUGGAAAUAAUGAGGCCAGCAAUAGUACGGACAGCUUCACGACUGUGCCAUUAGGGAGCUUGCCGCCUCCGCCUGGGGUGAGUGGUGGUACGGAGAGUAAUGUGAGGCAGUUGUGGAGUCUGACCUUUUUGGCUGUACGGAGAGAUGCAGAAUACGCAUGA
Messenger RNA from Lithohypha guttulata, 2322 nucleotides. RefSeq lists its product as uncharacterized. The transcript is spliced from 3 exons. The coding region runs from base 1 to 2322 and encodes 773 amino acids. NCBI's taxonomy places the organism in Eukaryota, Fungi, Ascomycota, Eurotiomycetes, Chaetothyriales, Trichomeriaceae. The record is from RefSeq and is a predicted model, not a curated record.